AUGCCAAUCUGUCCAACUGGUAUCGUCUACGAUCUUCUUGAAGUAAUUUCGGCCCAACUUGAUCAGCAUGAUGUCUCAGUGGAUGUUCCCGUGUAUUUUAUUUCUCCAGUAGCCGAGAGCACAUUAGCAUAUUCAAAUAUCUAUGCGGAAUGGCUGUCAGAGAAGAAGCAAAACAUGGUAAACAUACCGGAAGAACCGUUCAAACACGGUUUGGUAGGUUUUUAA
Gongylonema pulchrum is the source of this 225-nucleotide messenger RNA. The record is from the annotation of a GenBank genome assembly. NCBI's taxonomy places the organism in Eukaryota, Metazoa, Nematoda, Chromadorea, Rhabditida, Gongylonematidae.